Molecule: messenger RNA, 5552 nt
Organism: Podarcis muralis (Common wall lizard)
Lineage: Eukaryota; Metazoa; Chordata; Lepidosauria; Squamata; Lacertidae
Gene: TRAPPC8
Product: trafficking protein particle complex subunit 8
Cellular component (GO): TRAPPIII protein complex
Molecular function (GO): protein binding
Source: RefSeq, a predicted model, not a curated record
UGACCCGGUUGUCUGGGCUCUCCGGAUUCAAUAUGGCGGGUCUGGGCGGUCACUGAGGGGCUUGGCGGGGCGGCGGGUGUCAGCGCGGGCAGCCCAACUCUGCGCUCGUCUGCGGCGGGGAUUCGGCCUCAGCGCUCGAGGCGAGAAGCGUUUCCAGGAGGAAAGGAGCGGGCUAAGCCGGCCGGAGGGGGCCGGCCCAUCGCUUGGGCUCGGCGCGGCGGGCCGCCCUGUCAGUCGGCCGGAGCGAUGGCCCAGCGAGUGCAGUCGGCGCAGGAGUUCCUCCAGGACUCGUUCGUGCCGUUGGUGGCCGCGCUGUGCAGCGAGGAGGCGGAGAAGGUCACCCGCAAGAACAACCUGGGCUUCUGCGAGCUCAUAAAGCCUUUCUGUCGCCUCACUUCGGAAGUGCACAUGAGAGAUCCCAACAACCAACUUCACAUAAUCAAAAACUUGAAAAUUGCUGUCAACAACAUUAUUACACAGCCGCCUCAACAAGGAGCCAUUCGGAAGCUUCUGAAUGAUGUUGUGACUGUUAGUCAGCCUGCUGAAGGAUUAGUAGCUAAUGUGAUUACUGCGGGAGAUUAUGAUCUCAACAUUAGUGAUCUCUCAGUUAAAGCUAGUGUUCCUUGGUACAGUAGUUGGAAAGACACACUGAUGGGACUGAACACAUCCACGUUUUAUUCAGCUACCACUCCAUGGUUUGAGGCUUAUCGAGAGAGCUUUCUUCAGUCUAUGCCACCAUCAGACCAUGAAUUCCUAAACCACUAUGUAGCCUGUAUGCUCGUGGUGUCAUCUAGUGAACCUGAACCUGUGGAACAGUUUUUAAAGCUUUCACAAGAGCAGCAUCAGAUUCAACAUAGUAAUGAAUACUCUUAUCCAAAAUGGUUCAUUCCAAACACCCUCAAAUACUAUGUGUUGUUGCACGAUGUGAGUUUAGGAGAGGAACAAAGGGCUGAUUCAAUUUAUGAAGAAAUGAAACAGAGGUAUGGGACUCAGGGGUGCUAUUUACUUAAGAUAAAUUCUCGUGGGUCUAAUCGAGGAGCAGACGAACAGAUUCCUGAUCCCUGGAGCCAGUAUCUUCAGAAAAACACUAUCCAAACCCAGGAACCUUAUGAAGAUGGCCCAUAUACAGUAAUUUCAAAUAAGAAUUCUGAUCACUUUAUACCACUGGAUGGGUUAGGUAAUGAUUCCAAAGUAGAUGGUUUAUCAAAUAAUUUUAAGAGUCAUCCACUUCAAUUGGAUCACACUAGUGAGAGUGGUUGUUUUGAUGGCACUGAUUAUGUGAAACCAAAUUCAUCCAUGCAUGAAUCGAAGAAGUCAAAUACAUGGACACCUCAUGGCACCUGUUUGACACUCACAGAUCAUGAUCGAAUUCGACAGUUCAUACAGGAAUUUACCUUUAGAGGGCUUUUGCCACAUAUAGAGAAAACAAUCAGGCAACUUAAUGACCAGUUGAUAUCCAGGAAAGGCCUGAGUCGCUCACUAUUUUCUGCAACCAAAAAAUGGUUUAGUGGCAGCAAAGUUCCAGAGAAAAGUGUAAAUGAGCUAAAAAGCACUUCUGGCUUGUUGUAUCCUCCAGAAGCGCCAGAGCUUCAGAUCAGGAAAAUGGCAGAUCUGUGUUUCUUGGUGCAACAUUAUGAACUGGCAUACAAUUGCUACCAUACAGCAAAGAAAGACUUUUUAAAUGAUCAAGCAAUGCUUUAUGCAGCAGGAGCACUGGAAAUGGCAGCAGUAUCUGCUUUUCUUCAGCCAGGAGCACCUAGACCAUAUCCUGCCCAUUACAUGGAUACUGCAAUUCAAACAUAUAGGGAUAUUUGCAAGAACAUGAUGCUGGCAGAGAGAUGUGUGCUGCUUAGUGCUGAAGUAUUAAAAAGCCAAAGCAAAUAUUCAGAGGCAGCUGCUCUCCUGAUACGUUUAACCAGUGAGGAUUCAGAUCUGCGGAGUGCACUGUUGCUCGAGCAAGCUGCACAUUGUUUUAUAAAUAUGAAAAGUCCUAUGGUUAGAAAAUUUGCCUUUCAUAUGAUACUGGCUGGCCAUAGGUAUAGUAAAGCAGGGCAGAAGAAGCAUGCUUUACGAUGUUACUGUCAAGCCAUGCAAGUUUAUAAAGGGAAAGGAUGGUCACUUGCAGAAGAUCAUAUAAAUUUCACUAUUGGUCGGCAGUCUUUUACACUUCGGCAGCUUGACAAUGCCGUAUCUGCAUUCAGGCAUAUUUUGAUCAAUGACAGCAAGCAAAGUGCUGCUCAGCAAGGGGCCUUCCUCCGAGAAUAUCUUUAUGUUUAUAGGAAUGUGAGUCAGCUAUCACCUGAUGGGCCGUUACCACAACUUCCUUUACCUUAUAUUAAUAGUUCUGCAACACGAGUGUUUUUUGGACAUGACAGACGGCCAUCAGAAGGUGAAAAACAGGCAGCAACACACAUAAGCCUUGAUCAAGAAUAUGACUCUGAAUUCUCCUAUCAAUGGAAGGAACUUGAAGAGCAAGCUGUGGCUGCAGCUAACAAAGGCACAGCACUUUCUAAUUUCCAGCCAACACAGUAUUGUCUGAAUAAGUAUUCAGAUAACUCUAGGUUUCCACUUGGUGUAGUAGAAGAGCCAAUAACUGUGGAAGUAGCUUUUAGAAAUCCAUUGAAAGUUCCACUUCUGUUAACCGACUUAUCACUGCUUUGGAAAUUUCAACCAAAGGAUUACAAUUCAAAGAAUAACGGAGAAACAAAGGAAGUAGAAACAUCUGGAAAAGAUAUGAUUGGAGCUGAAGUAAUAUCAGAGUUUUUGAUGAACAGUGAAGAAACUAAAAUGGCAAGACUAAAGCUCUUUCCCCAUCAAACAGGGGAGCUACACAUUCUGGGAGUCGUUUACAAUCUUGGCACCAUUCAGAGUACUUCAGUGCUAGAUGGAGUAGACCCUUCUGCUGUGAUGCAAACAGGAAAAUUUAUCUCUAAUGGAAUGUCAGUACGGGGUCGACAAGAUUUAGAAAUACAGGGCCCUCGUUUGAAUAGCACAAAAGAAGAGAAAACAUCUAUUAAAUAUGGACCUGAUCGACGUUUAGAUCCUAUCAUUACAGAGGAAAUGCCUUUGCUAGAGGUCUUCUUUAUAAAUUUUCCUACAGGGCUGCUUUGUGGAGAAAUCCGAAAGACAUAUGUAGAGUUUAUGAAUGUAGGCAAGUGUCCUCUGACUGGAGUGAAAGUUGUCUCUAAACGGCCAGAAUUCUUUACCUUUGGUGGCAGUAGCACUAUUUUAACACCACUAAGCCCUUCAGCAUCUGAACACUGUAGUGCUUACAAGACUGUUGUUAAGCAUUCUACCUCCCUAUAUUCUCUGACGUCCUCCGCUGAUUCUUCAGACUUUGGGGUUGGAACAGGAUGUCAGCCAGAAGUGAUAGAUGUCCCCCUUCCUGAUUCUGUACUGCUCCCCGGAGCUUCAGUACAGCUUCCCAUGUGGUUACGUGGUCCAGAUGAAGAAGGUGUCCAUGAAAUAAACUUCUUGUUUUACUAUGAAAGUAUUAGAAAACACUCAAAAAUGUGUCACAGAGUAUUGAGACAUACUGCCGUUAUUUGUACCAGUCGAUCACUGACUGUACGAGCUACCGUAUAUCGAAGCAAUGCUCUUGAGGAUGGAAAAGGUGAUGGCGACAACAUGCUAGUGUUUGUGGAUGUGGAAAAUAUCAAUACCAGUGAAGCUGGUGUAAAAGAAUUUCACAUAGUACAAGUAUCUAGUAACAGCAAGAACUGGAAAUUACAGGAAUCCAUAAAUCUGUCUGAAGACAAAGCAGAUAUUAAGCUGGCUAACAGAGAGAAAGGAAAAUUGUGCUUGAAAGCAGUAAGAUGCAAGCAUUCAGUAGAAAAGUAUACAUUUGCAGAUAUCGUUUUUGGAAGUGAACAGAUAAUCAGUUCAACCAGUCCAUGUGCAGAUUUCUUUUUCCGAAGCUUAUAUUCUGACUUAAAAAGAACUCGAUCACAGCAAAGUGUGCACACAUCACAAGGAGCUGCAAAACCGUCUCCUGACAAUGCUGUCAGACUAAUACAGAAGUGCAGUGAAGUGGAUUUGAACAUCAUUGUACUUUGGAAAGCAUAUGUGGUGGAGGAUAACAAGCAACUCAUUUUGGAAGGGCAGCAUCAUGUUGUGCUUCAUACAGUAGGGAAGGAGGCAUUUUCUUUCCCUCAAAAACAGGGUUUUAAAAAAAUACUCGGGAAUUCUGACUGGGAAGACUUGGAACAGGAGUCAUCGGAGAUAGGGCUCUUCAAUUUUUUUCGGCCAGAAAACACAUCGGUACCUGCUAGGCCAUCUCUGGAUCAGUUUUCCAGCCUUAUUAAAACUAGUCUUCAUUAUCCAGAAACCUAUAACCACCCAUUUCAUCAAAAAAGCCUUUGUAUAGUACCAGUCACUCUUCUACUUUCAAAUUGCUCUCAGGCCGAUGUUGAUGUGAUCAUUGACUUGCGACAUAAAACAACAAGUCCAGAAACACUUGAAAUCCAUGGUUCCUUUACUUGGCUUGGGCAAACACAAUACAAGCUUCAGCUGAAAAGCCAGGAAGUAUCCAGCCUGCAGUUAAAGGCCUGUUUCGUCCACACAGGAGUUUAUAAUCUUGGAACCCCGCGAGUUUUUGCCAAGCUUUCGGACCAGGUUACUUUGUUUGAAACAAGUCAGCAGAACUCGAUGCCAGCACUGAUCAUCAUUGGCAAUGUUUGACUUGCUGCAGGUUUAUUUAAAACCAAAAAGAAAAGAAGUGUUUUGAGUACUGUUACUUACUUCAUUACUUUUAACCUGCAACCUUGGCAUAUGAACUGUUAAAAUAGUGUAGAUAAAAUUCCAAACUAUUACAAGUACUUGUCUCCUUCUGUUUCAUAAUGCCUGGUACAUUAGACUUGACAGAACAUUUAUUUUUUAAAAAGUAUUCCAUAAAUUAAGUGGAAAUACACAACAUUACUGGUGAUAUCCAAUGUUAGUCAUGCUCAGAACAAACCCAAUGAAAUCAAUUGACUUAAUUUCUGUGGGUCUACUUCAUGUAACUUAAUUGGGUAUCAUCCUCCUCGUAUCAGAAUUGGAAACUCCUGUAUACCUUAGACCCUGUCAAAUGCAGCCAUACUGCUGUUAAAACCGGUGUUAAUAUUUGUGGCUGCAUUAGGAAGCAAUUUAGGGCACAGAACCCUGCUGGCAUUUUUAUUUGUUUGUUUGUUCAUGAACCAUCUUUUCAUAACAUUUCUGUGAAGUUCAGUAAGAUACAAAAAUAAAUCCUACCCAGUUUUUCAUUUUCCACUUUUAAAAAAGUGAAAUUGGGAUUUCUUUCAUAUUCUGAUAGCCAGUCCUCUUUGCAAACUGCAUAUAACUCCACUUAAUAUCCUUUAAAAACAGAAAACCCCAGUUUAGAUAUGUUCUCAUUCAUCUCAGUACAAAAUGCACUAUUUCACAACCAUUAAAGUUUGUCAUGUAAACACAUCCACUUUAUUAUGUAACUAUAACAAUUCAGAUGAUCUGUUUAAAUUACCAGUUAAUUAAGCUUUUCGAGAAAUGUAUUAUAUUUAUAACAAAUGUGCUGUAAAUAGAAUAAAAUGUGCACCAUA